Messenger RNA from Coregonus sp. 'balchen', 6840 nucleotides. Lineage: Eukaryota; Metazoa; Chordata; Actinopteri; Salmoniformes; Salmonidae. The record is from the annotation of a GenBank genome assembly.
AUGAUUGACUACUUCAUGAAGGCCAGCUCUCUGCUCAACUGUAAGAUGGGCUUCAUCCACACCUUCACAGAGAACACCUACGUCAAGCCCACCUUCUGUGAACACUGCGCUGGCUUUGUGAGUAUCUUAUCCACUGGUCAGUUUGACCAUCCAUCCUCCCUCUAAAGUACAAUGCAGACCCUUACAGACCAAUUACCACAAUGUCUUAAAAUAGAUUAUUUGAAUCGCAAAAGAGACCCGUGGUCAAAAAAAAUGCUACGACUUUUGUGUAGGUUCCUAUUCCCGUACCAUUCCCUACUGUCUUCAAUGCAUUUUUAAAUGCAUGGAUUGAUUAAAUUGAUUGGUGAAAGGGCCCUUUGGACAGAAUGGCAUUGAUGACCAGUGGCCACGUCCUGUCACUCUGAGUACGCUGACAUGUUUUGUUAAAGUUCCAGACAAAUACAUAAAUUACAACAUUUGCACGGUAACCACAUUAUUAUUCUGUAUUAAUAUUGGGUCUGAUCUAGAGGCCAUGCCAGUUAUUUUGAGAUAUAGUACUGGGAUAGUGAGGUAGUGAGGUUUCUCAUGUGAGGAGAAAGAGGAGAGUGGUGUCUGAGUGCUUCAGAGGAACUCACACAAGGCCAGUGAGUCAGCAGGGGCUGUAAUGAGAGCCAGAGUGAUGGCUUUAUACUGAGGUGACUGGGUGACCGCUCCUGAAACCACUAACAGGUGCACAGACAGAGAUAGAUGAGGUGCAGCACAUCGACAAACACACACACACACACACACAGCGACUGACUCAUACACUCUUUCUCUCUAAAAGAAAACUAACACACACCCUCACACACCCUCACACACCCUCACACUUACCCCACCCCCACCCCACCCCCACCCUCCACACACACUGAUGAUUCACACAAGGGGCGCUAAGUGGAAUUUCCAUGCCCUUCUGAGAAAAUGUUUAUAAAACAUGAAACCGAGGGAGGAAGAAAAGAUGAGCUCUGUAACAUUGUGUGGCAGAGCGACACGGCCAUCAGCUACUUCCUGUCUGCCUGCUUUCCUGUUGGCUUUUGGCUUCUGGCUUCGGGUCAAACAUAAUAUUUCAGCUUCCCAUUUUUCUGCACUGAAAAAACAAGCCACCCCACCACCAUUAUGGAAUUCAGUGGCUAGGACAUAUCUUCAUAAUCCAACAUUGUUUUAAUGUAUCUCUUCUGACAACCCUUGCUGUAGUCUUAUCACAUACUUACUGCAGCUUCCUAUGAAUGGGUCUCGGUACUCACUGUGUAGUUCAACGCUGGGAGAUAGAUAGAUGAUGCAAUCCCAACUGGCACCAUAUUCCCUAUAUUUGACCAGGACCAGUGCGUUAAAUAGGGAACAGGGUGCCAUUUGGUAUGUAGCCAGGGAGGGAGAGAGUGUUGUAAUGCUGUAGGGUCUAAGGCAGGGCUGCCCAAACCUCUUCCUGGAGAUCUACUGUCCUGUAGGUUUUCAGUCCAACCCUCUUUCCUGGAGAUCUACUGUCCUGUAGGUUUUCAGUCCAACCCUCUUUCUGGAGAUCUACUGUCCUGUAGGUUUUCAGUCCAACCCUCUUUCUGGAGAUCUACUGUCCUGUAGGUUUUCAGUCCAACCCUCUUUCUGGAGAUCUACUGUCCUGUAGGUUUUCAGUCCAACCCUCUUUCUGGAGAUCUACUGUCCUGUAAGUUUUCAGUCCAACCCUCUUUCUGGAAAUCUACUGUCCUGUAGGUUUUCAGUCCAACCCUCUUCCUGGAGAUCUACUGUCCUGUAGGUUUUCAGUCCAACCCUCUUCCUGGAGAUCUACUGUCCUGUAGGUUUUCAGUCCAACCCUCUUCCUGGAGAUCUACUGUCCUGUAGGUUUUCAGUCCAACCCUCUUCCUGGAGAUCUACUGUCCUGUAGGUUUUCAGUCCAAACCUCUUCCUGGAGAUCUACUGUCCUGUAGGUUUUCAGUCCAACCCUCUUCCUGGAGAUCUACUGUCCUGUAGGUUUUCAGUCCAACCCUCCUUCCUGGAGAUCUACUGUCCUGUAGGUUUUCAGUCCAACCCUAAUUUAGCAUAUCUGAUUCAGCUAGUUAAGGUCUUGUUGAGUAGCUAAUAAGUAGAAUCAGGUGUGUUAAAUUAGUAGAUCUCCAGGAAGAGGGUUGGGCAGCCCUGGUCUAAGGCUAUAGACUAAACAAGGGGCCAGCUGUAAGGAUUGGUGUUUAGUUCUCUAUAAAUCCAUGUCUGUGGAUAUGUGACGUAGCCCUUGUUCUUGGUGUCUGACUGGUGGGAGGUUUUUAUGUACUGUUGGUCUAGUUUAGGAAAGAAAAUGUAUACUCUUUGAAGCCAUGUUUGGUCAGUGUUUUGGUGGCAUUGAGGCUCGUUUGUGUCCGUUUGUCCCUGCUGUGUGUGAGUUCGUCCGUGUGUGUUUAUGUGUCCUGUGUGUGUGUGUGUUGUGUUUGUGUGUGGGGUCAGGGUAUUUUCUCUGUCCUCAGAUCUCUGGUUUGGCUGUGAUCUCCUGGACCGGUCUUUCAUGUCAUUGUUCCCCUGCGGUGGGCUCCUAUCAUCUGCUUGAUCUCACUCUCCCACCACCUCCUCCUCAUCCCUGUCUCUCCUCCACACCUCUCUCUCUUUCUACCUCGCUUUCUCUUUCUAUCUCACUCUUCCUAUCAGUAGCUAGGUUUCCAUCCAAUUGGCGACAGAUUUUCAUGCGAAUAUUCAAAAAAUCUAAGAAUAUUCAAAAAACUCUGCAUAAUUAUUUUUCUUCACACCAGAGAAGUGUUUCCAUCAAAUUGACUUGUUGCGGAUAAAAGGCUGAGUGUGAUGACGUAGUGCACAUAAAAUAACUUUUGUGGUUAAAUUCCCAUGUAUCGAAUAAAAGAAUAUACAGGUUAAAUGAGUUUCCAUCACAUUUUCAACUCUACUGACGGUUUUGUCACAAAACAUUUUGCGUUUUAUAGCGAAUGUGCCCACUCUGGUCAUGGCACGUGCGCUCUAGCCAACAGCUGGCAGAUACAGUGCGGGUAUAGCCUACAUGAUGAGAUUAUUAUGGACAAAAAAAGCCGUUGUCUUUACGGCAGCCAAUCGAUGAUCGUGUCACCAAAAUAAGACCCUUGAUAUUUAUUGGAAAGGAGCAUCAAGCUCAUCACCUUGCACUUUCACCGUCCUGUGAAGUUCAUCAUAACUUAUUUAAUCUGUAGCCUGAUAAACUGCAUGCUUUCCUCAAUCGUAGUGGGAGGACCACACAAUAUCAUCACGUGACUCGAAGUUUACUUUGAUGUGAUUAUUAUUAUAUAAAUAUUUUUGUGCAUAAAGGUGUUUCCAACAUAAUACAUUUUACUGACACAAAAACAUCUCGCCUUGUGUAGCGUAUUUUGUUUUGUCGACAUUUGGAAAGUUUACCGACAAUUUAGCUGUUGCCAACAGACCUGUCGUGACCUUUUUCAUCCGACAUGUACUUCACUCGCAGAAAAAGGUUGGAUGGAAACCUGGCUACUCUCUCUCUCUCUCUCUCUCUCUCUCUCUCUCUCUCUACCUCUCUACCUCUCUACCUCUCUACCUCUCUACCUCUCUACCUCUCUACCUCUCUCUCUCUCUCUCUCUCUCUCUCUCUCUCUCUCACUUGUUCCUCUGUGAGAGACAGUCUAUUUUUCCAGCUGUCACUCUUUGUUUCUCCCUCUCUUUCUAUCUCGCUCUCUCUCCCCACAGCCACCUGCUCCUCCUCCACAUUUUUGCAUUUUCUCUCUCUCGCUCUCUGCGCCUCUUUCUUCUCUCUCUCUCUCUUUCUUCUCUCUCUAAUCCUUGUUACUCUGCCUUCAUCUGUCACUACCCCCACCCUCAUGAGAAAUAAGUGACAAAGUACUUCUCUCUCUCUACUCCCCCCCCACCCCCCCCCACCCUCUAGAUAUGGGGCUUCUACAAACAGGGAUACAAGUGUAAAGGUAAGAGAAUCAAUACAUUUAUCUAACUUGAAUAGUUCAAAUAGCCCCAACAUGUCUAUGAAAUAAAAUAAAUUAUGAAUUCUGCCACACGUGGCGUCAUUGAAUAUUAAUUCUGCCACACGUGGCGUCAUUGAAUUACCAAUUCCCUUUGUCAUCAUCGAUUGCAAACAAUGGUCACUCGAACCAAAGGUGGCUUUGAGCUUAAUGUCAACAGCAUGGAAACCAUGGCAAAUAUAUCAGAGUACAUUACAUUAUCCGCUUACAGGGCUCACUAUGUCAGCACUUGAACAGAGCACGAAGGAUCAUAAUAAAAAGUGUUGACAUUGGGUAUCCAGUAUGAGGAUAAUGCAAUGUAGUCUGACCAUGUGUUGACAUUGGGUAUCCAGUAUGAGGAUAAUGCAAUGUAGUCUGACCAUGUGUUGACAUUGGGUAUCCAGUAUGAGGAUAAUGCAAUGUAGUCUGACCAUGUGUUGACAUUGGGUAUCCAGUAUGAGGAUAAUGCAAUGUAGUCUGACCAUGUGUUGACAUUGGGUAUCCAGUAUGAGGAUAAUGCAAUGUAGUCUGACCAUGUGUUGACAUUGGGUAUCCAGUAUGAGGAUAAUGCAAUGUAGUCUGACCAUGUGUUGACAUUGGGUAUCCAGUAUAAGGAUAAUGCAAUGUAGUCUGACCAUGUGUUGACAUUGGGUAUCCAGUAUGAGGAUAAUGCAAUGUAGUCUGACCAUGUGUUGACAUUGGGUAUCCAGUAUGAGGAUAAUGCAAUGUAGUCUGACCAUGUGUUGACAUUGGGUAUCCUGUAUGAGGAUAAUGCAAUGUAGUCUGACCAUGUGUUGACAUUGGGUAUCCAGUAUGAGGAUAAUGCAAUGUAGUCUGACCAUGUGUUGACAUUGGGUAUCCUGUAUGAAGAUAAUGCAAUGUAGUCUGACCAUGUGUUGACAUUGGCUAUCCAGUUUGAGGAUAAUGCAAUGUAGUCUGACCAUGUGAUGACAUUAGGUAUCCUGUAUGAGGAUAAUGCAAUGUAGUCUGACCAUGUGAACCUGAACAGAAAACACUCCUAGCCCUAACAAUUCCCUUCAUUUCCCUGAAAAUAUCUACAGACAGAUCUUCAUGACAAAUUAUUAACUGUCUCCCUCAUCCGCUCAAAGUCACACGGCAGACUUCCACUAGCUCCAACCCACAUUAGCAUACACCUGAACUCUGUCUGUACUACACUCAAUAGACUGUGUCUGUGUCUCAGGCUGCAUCCCAAAUGGCACCUUAUUCCCUAUGUAGUGCACUACUUUUGGCCAGAGCGCUAUGGGCCCUGGUCGAAAGUAGUGCUCUUCGUAGGGAAUAAGGUAUUUGGUAUUUUAUUAGGGUCCCCAUUAGCUGUUGCAAAAGCAGCAGCUGCUCUUCCUGGGGUCCACACAAAACAUGAAACAUGACAUAAUACAGAAUGUUAAUAGACAAGGACAGCUCAAGGACAGAAUUACAUACAUUUAAAAAAAAAAGGUACACGUAGCCUACAUAUCAAUAGGGUGCCAUUUGGGAUGCAGUUUCAGUCUGAAUCUGGGUGUGAGUGUACUAGGCUGCUCUACUCUGCUGAGGGCCUUAAUGAGAUGUGUGGGAGUCAAUGAGAAGUCCCAGCCAUUCAUUUCCAUUGUUAGCCGCAGUCACCGAGUGGGAGAGAAUAUGGCGGCGGAUAAUUGAAAUGAAUUGGCGCUGAUCAGAAGUGACUAAUGUCUGACUGUGUGUGUGUGUGUGUGACAGAGAGAGAGUGAGUGUGUGGAGUCUCAAUCAGUCUGGAUGGUAAAUGGGAGAGAAAACAUUUGUUGAAACUAACUUUCGCUGAUGUUUUACUGAGAGCGAAAUGUGUUUCGAGUGAGUGUGUGAAUGAGUGAGUAUAAGUGUGUGUGUCUAGGUAUGUGUUUCAUUACUCUGAAUUUCUCUCACUGCCACCCUGGAUGUCCCCACUCCCCCUUUCUAUCUGCUCCUAGAGUGUCCUUUGUUGUCAGAACUGUUGUCAGGGUCUGUCUGCAUGGCGGUGUGUGUGUGUGUGUGUCAGUGUGUGUGUGUGUAUCUGCAUGUUGUGUAAGAGCACCUACCUCUCACCACUCACUCUUCCCUUAACCCCAGUGGUUCUAUUUGCACCCCUCCUUCCCUCUAUCAACCUUUCCCUCUCUCUCCUCCCCAUCCCCUAUCUCUCUACCCUCCUCGACCUUGCACACUUCCUCUCCAACUCUCUCGACCCCUUACUCCCCAUCUCAUCCGCCAUUCUUCCCUCGUUCCCUAUCAUCUUUUCCUCCUCUCUCUCCCUCUCUCUUACCCUCCUACUCCCCCUCCUUGGAAUUCUUCUCACCCUCUCUUUCAUCCUCUCUCCCUCCCUCUCUUUCCCCUUCACUCCCUCCGUCUCUCCCUCCCUCGGACAGCGUGUGGAAUUAAUUGUCACAAGGCAUGUCGAGGUCGUCUUGCUGUGGAGUGUCGUAAACGGACCAAGAGCAUCAGCCAUGAGCAUGCCCCCUCCCUUCAGGCCCGCUCCUACAGCUUCCCCCCUCCGGCCAACACCCCACCCAGCCUACAGAACACAGGUGAGAUCUGGUUUCACUAAUACUAUGGCAUAUCUGACCACGAUUCUUCAGAUUUGGUGUCACUCAAAAACAGGUCUCCCAUAAUGCACCUGGCACAAAUGCCUAGUAAAUCAGGUCCAAAAUCUCAUUUGAAAACAGGUCCACCAUUAGCAUGUAGUUCAAAUGAAUGAUUGGGUCGUUGUUAGUUUUGUUCGAUGAUCCCUUUCAUUCAUUCUAUCAUGCUCCCUAUUCAAAGCGUCUGUGAUUCCAUUGCUGUGUGUUCUGUCUCUCCACAAAUAGUUCUGACACGCAGACAAAGACAUUUGGGGCAUUCUUACCAGCCUGUGAUUUGCAAUGGAAAUGUGACAAAAAUCACAGCAACGUGA